This is a messenger RNA of Fonsecaea nubica, 2271 nucleotides long. RefSeq lists its product as hypothetical. NCBI's taxonomy places the organism in Eukaryota, Fungi, Ascomycota, Eurotiomycetes, Chaetothyriales, Herpotrichiellaceae. Bases 1 to 2271 code for a protein of 756 amino acids. The transcript has 2 exons. Gene Ontology annotation, cellular component: nucleus. The record is from RefSeq and is a predicted model, not a curated record. Gene Ontology annotation, biological process: ribosome biogenesis. Gene Ontology annotation, molecular function: RNA binding; ATP hydrolysis activity; ATP binding.
AUGGCUCGAGCAGGUCGACGUCGUCAAACUUUAGGCCAGGGAUUGGACAGAGAGGUUUAUCAAGUUGUCCGCAGAAUCAUCGAUGAUCGCGCGCAGUACGGAGACGCUCAGAGUACGUCCUUGUCCUUCGCCGUCGUGUACGACGAGAUCCGAGCGUCCAAUUCAAGCCUGAACCGGAGACCGAAAAAAUUGCUCGAGGACAGUAUCCAGCGAGUGCUCAAAACCAUCCAGCAGGAUCAAGAAUCUGGUUCCGAAGACUUUGUGGCUGUUGAAGAGGAAGAGCCGCGGCAGACACACAAACCUUUGUCAAAUAAAUUAAACAAGAGCAUCGUCAGUGCCUGGUCAACCUCAACUGUGCCAGUUGCCCCUACGACGAAGCCAGCAUCGACUCCCACUAUGGAAUCCCCUCAACUCGCCACUGCGCAACGCCUCACGAAUGGCGAACCCCGCCCUAAGAAGCGUCGAGCUGCCAAUGUGUCAGUCGACAGAUCACCACCGACGCACGUCUCGUUGGAGUCCUUGGGCGGUGUGACCCCGGUGAUUCAAGAAUUGAGACGGUUGCUCGUUAUCCCCAUGAGCAAACCAGAGAUUUAUGCCUCUAACAAGGUGCAACCACCUCGCGGCAUCCUCUUGCACGGACCUCCAGGUUGUGGUAAGACGAUGAUAGCCAACGCAUUAGCCGCAGAGCUCGGGGUGAAUUUCAUCUCCGUUUCGGCCACCAGCAUCGUGUCUGGCAUGUCGGGUGAAAGUGAGAAAGCUCUGAGAGACCUCUUCGAGGAAGCAAAGAGUUGUGCCCCUUGCUUACUAUUCAUUGAUGAAAUCGAUGCCAUUGCUCAAAAACGAGAGACCGCGCAGCGGGAGAUGGAGAAACGAAUUGUCGCGCAGCUGUCCGUAUGCAUGGACGAUCUGACGCUGGAGAAGACGGAUGGCAAACCAGUGAUCGUCCUGGCCGCGACGAACCGAUUGGAUACGCUCGACGCAGCUCUGCGAAGGGGAGGCCGCUUCGACAAAGAGAUCAAUAUGAGAGUACCCACCGAGCCUGACCGCGCAAGAAUUCUCGAGGCUUUGACCAAGGGCAUGAAGAUGGCCGAUAACGUUGACCUAGACGUCCUUGCCAAACGCACACCGGGAUUUGUCGGCGCGGACUUGAAUGACCUUGUACUGACAGCUUCGGCGACGGCCAUGGAGCGCUAUCUAGACGUCCUCCAGGCAAAUUCUGACAAGUACAUCAUGGACGUGGACGGCGACGGUGACGGUGACAAUCACCUCGACAAGCAUCCCGAUGCAGAGAGCAUCAAAUCCCUCCGCCGACUUGUCAAGUAUAUCAAAGGUCAAUCGUCAUCGUCCGGGGCCGAAGAAACCCUCCUCGUCACUUUUGAGGACUUCCUGACCGCACUCCCGAAGAUCCAGCCCUCUGCCUUGAGAGAAGGGUUCGCCACGAUCCCCUCGACGACAUUCUCGUCCAUCGGCGCCCUGGACGACCACAUCAGGGAGCUGAACGAGACGGUGAUUUCACCCAUCCUCGACCCGGCCGUCUACACCAACCUAGGCCUGCCCGCCUGGUCGGGCACCCUCCUCUGGGGCCCGCCGGGCUGCGGGAAAACGCUGCUGGCCAAGGCCUGCGCCAACGCCAGCCACGCCAACUUCAUCAGCGUCAAGGGCCCCGAGCUCCUUAACAAGUACCUCGGCGAGUCGGAACGGGCCGUGCGCCAGGUCUUCACGCGCGCGCGCUCGAGCGUCCCCGUCAUCGUCUUCUUCGACGAACUCGACGCCCUGGUCCCCACGCGCGACGGCGGCGUGGGCGGCGGCUCCGAGGCCUCGGCCCGCGUCGUCAACACCUUGCUCGCCGAACUCGACGGCGUCGGCCACUCCCGCGAGGGCAUCUACUUCAUCGCAGCCACGAACCGGCCCGACAUCAUCGACCCGGCCAUGCUCCGACCAGGGAGAUUGGACAUGUUCUUGUACGUGGGCCUUCCUGACGCCGAGGGACGGGUGGAGAUCCUGAGGACCCUGUGCAAGAAGGUCAACGGCUUGGUGUUUGACGAAUCAUUGGCAACUAUCGCCAGAGAAUGUGACGGGUUCAGCGGUGCAGACCUGGAGUCCUUGUUGAGAAGGGCUGGCUUGGCCGCCGUGCGCCGUAUCAAAUCCUCGGGCGGCCCUAACACUAUAAUCACAGAGGACUUCCUGCAUGCGAAAACCGAAGUGAGACGGAGUGUUGGCGUAGAGGACAUAAGAAGAUUUGAAGCUCUCCGUAAAAACUGGCGCAAAUAG